Molecule: messenger RNA, 1065 nt
Organism: Trichoderma reesei QM6a
Lineage: Eukaryota; Fungi; Ascomycota; Sordariomycetes; Hypocreales; Hypocreaceae
Exons: 5
Coding region: 1-1065 (354 amino acids)
Biological process (GO): biosynthetic process; conversion of methionyl-tRNA to N-formyl-methionyl-tRNA
Cellular component (GO): mitochondrion
Molecular function (GO): methionyl-tRNA formyltransferase activity
Source: RefSeq, a predicted model, not a curated record
AUGCUUCGACUGUCUUGCGGUGUCACGUUUGCGCCGCGGCUGAGGCCAGCCUUUCAGCAACGGCGGUGCUUUUCCUCUGAAUUUACAAGAAAAGCUUCUGAUCCGCUGCGGAUACUGUUUUGCGGCUCGGAUGCCUUUAGCUGCGAAUCUCUGCGGGCGUUGCAUCGGGAGCAUGAGACGAAUAGGGGGCUUGUGGAGAGUUUGGAUGUGAUGGUUUUGCCGCCGAGGCGGACGGGGAGGGGGUUCAAGGAGAUCAAGGAGGUGCCGUGUAAAUCUGUUGCAGAGCAUCUGGGGUUGAGGAUACACCAGCGGGAGACAUUCAGAGGCUGGAGUAUGCCGGAAGGAACCAAUCUUAUUGUGGUAGUUUCGUUCGGACUCUUUGUGCCCCCGAGAAUAUUAAAGUCGGCAAAAUAUGGAGGACUGAAUGUGCAUCCGUCACUCCUACCACACCUACGUGGACCAGCUCCGAUACACCAUGCCAUGAUGCGUGGAGAGAAGUACACGGGAGUCUCUCUCCAGACGCUUGACCCCAAGGCUUUCGACCAUGGCACCGUCCUCGCCCAAACACCUUCCCCCGGCUUACCGAUACCGGCCAAUGCCACGCUCCAGCAUCUUACAGAAGACCUUGCCAAGGUUGGCGCAGAGAUGCUCGUCCAGGGACUGCGAGACGGACUGCAUGUGCCGCCUUAUAGGGAUGCAGGAUGGAUGGCCGAGCAGCUUCACGGGGAGGACCUGAUUCACGCGCCGAAAGUUGGGAAGGGCGAAUCACAGAUCAACUGGCUGGAAUGGAAGCCUUCAGAUUUCGAGCGUUUUGUCAACAUUUUCGGCACAGUUUGGACGCAUGCGAGGAACGACAAGGGCAAGUUCAAGAGGGUGCUCUUUUUGGAUGCAGAGAGCGUGUCUGCAGACGAGGAUGUCCCGAGAACUGUUAGGGUCGAUGAGGAGCGUGAUGUGGUUUAUGUUCAGACGGCGCAUGGGGGCUGGGUGCGUGUGAGGAGUGUCAAGGUUGAUGGGAAGACGGCGCAGAAGGCGAGGAUUGGGCUGAGGGAGUUUAUGAGGAGAUGA